Messenger RNA from Camellia sinensis, 2001 nucleotides. NCBI's taxonomy places the organism in Eukaryota, Viridiplantae, Streptophyta, Magnoliopsida, Ericales, Theaceae. The record is from RefSeq and is a predicted model, not a curated record.
AUGCAAUGUGUUUCUACGAUUACGUUUGCGGUCUUCGCUAAUGGAACUGAACGAACAUCUUUUAGACCCUCUCGGGGACUCCGGCAAGGGGAUCCUCUUUCCCCUUAUUUAUUCAUUUUGGUGAUUGAGGUGUUGUCUAAACUUCUCCACAAAAGCUUGAGGGCCUUGGAAUUCUCGGGGAUUCAACCUACACGAACAUGCCCAACAUUGUCACACUUGUUCUUUGCAGAUGAUGCUCUCUUAUUCCUUCAAGCGAAUGUUAACCAAUGCCACAAAAUCCUUAAAGUCUUGGAUGUUUACAACACUGCCUCUGGUCAACGUAUUAAUUUUGGAAAAUCUGGUAUCCAAUUUUCUCAAAAUAUUGGAUUGGCUCUUAAACGUCAAAUCUGCGAUGUUAUGAAUAUUGUCCAAGUCAAAGAAGGAGCUACAUAUCUCGGGCUGCCCACUUGUUGGGGGAGAUCCAAAACAGAGGCCUAUAACUUGAUUGUGGAAAGGGUUCGUGAGAAACUUCAAGAAUGGAAGCUUAAGUUAUUAUCCCAUGCGGGCUGGGAAAUUCUCAUCAAAUCGGUUACUCAAUCUAUCCUCACCUUUGCGAUGGCUUGCUUCCUUUUUCCCAAGAAACUUUGUGCUGAAUUGAAUUCCUUGUUAAGUAAUUUUUGGUGGAAAGGCGAUCCGGAGAGUCGAGGCAUCCAUUGGGACUCGUGGGAUACAAUGUCCAUGUCAAAGCUUAAGGGAGGGAUGGAUUUCCGGAAUUUCAACUCAUUUAACAAAGCAUUGUUAGCUCGUCAGGGAUGGCAGUUGUGUAAGUAUCCUCACUCCUUGUGUGCUCAAUUUCUCAAGGGCUUGUACUACCCACACUCCGAUUUCUGGAAUGCUCGAAAAGGUACUAAGGCAUCGUGGGCUUGGGCAAGUAUUUUAGAGGGCCGUGAGGUGUUAAAUCGGGGGGUUCGAUGGCAGGUUUGCAAUGGGCAGUCCAUUGAUUUCUGGACUGAUAAAUGGGUUACUUCUUCUCCAAAUUUCCAUGUAAAAUCUCGUCCUCCUGCUGGUUGCUCUGUAUCCAAAGUGAAUGAGGCUAUCAAUCCUAAUACCAAAAGCUGGAACAAGGCUCUGUUGCAUAGAUUGGUUUCUUCGGAGGAGGCAGCUGGGAUCUGUGCGACCCCCAUCGCAAUUGUUAACCAAGCUGAUCGCUUAAUUUGGCACCAUGAUUUGAGAGGCAAUUUUUCAGUCAAGUCGGGUAUCGAGCGGAAUUCGAGCAUCAACAGUCUCAAGCCAUGUGCAACGGAUGCAUUAUGCCCCAUUUGCCAUAAGGAUACAGAAUCUGUGGAGCAUCUUUUAUGUGGGUGUGAAUGGACCCGAGCAGCCUGGUUUGGCAGCAGUUUAUCCAUUCCUUUUGCCGAAGGAACCAUUGGCUCAAUUCAACAAUGGACUUGCGAGGUGUAUCAGGCAAUCAAAAACAAGCAUGAUAGAGUGGAUUACGUGUGCAAGAUGCUUUGGUUGGCAUGGUACAUUUGGAAGAACAUGAACAACUUUGUUUUUAAUCAUCACCCCAUUGAUCCGGUGGCCACCAUUUUUGCAGCCGAGAAAAGCUUCUGUGAAUCAGCCAGUCACUUUAUACAUUCUCCUCAUUCCCCAAGCUUAUCCAGUCCUGCGAGAGAUGCUCCCAGGGCGUGGUCUCCCCCGCUGCCAGGAAGGUUCAAAGCCAAAUGUGAUGUGGCAAUUAAGCCCGACUCUUCGAGAGCAUACAUGGCUAUUUUAAUCCAAGAUUCUAAAGGCUCUCUCAUGGAUGGGGUAGUCCGAAUGGAGGAAGUGGGGUCAGUCAUGCAAGGCGAAGCUAUGGCAAUCAAAUGGGCAUGCCUUUUGACCCGAGAUCUCAACCUGUCUCAAGUGGAAAUUGUUAGUGACAACAAAGAAGUUAUUCGCUUAUGCGUCUCUAAGGAUGUUCCGCCUUGGAGUUGUGCUCCCAUCAUUGAGGACAUUUGCAGCUUAGCUAACCAAGGGUAA